Molecule: messenger RNA, 1104 nt
Organism: Talaromyces proteolyticus
Lineage: Eukaryota; Fungi; Ascomycota; Eurotiomycetes; Eurotiales; Trichocomaceae
Exons: 2
Coding region: 1-1104 (367 amino acids)
Biological process (GO): positive regulation of catalytic activity
Cellular component (GO): fungal-type vacuole; cell periphery
Source: RefSeq, a predicted model, not a curated record
AUGGCUCACGAUGCGCGGGAGUCCAGCAGUCUAGCUUCACCAACAACGCUCAACACUUCUUCCGGCCCUUUUCUCGAUCCAGAUGCUCGCAAGGCAGGCCGACCGUGUAGUGCGACAAUCGCUUCAACCGUCAGUCUGGCACAGUCUGCUCAACCCUCGGCUUUGACGGGGUCACCUGCACAGCACUGGUUGUUUCGGCCUGCGCGAACCUUACCAGGAUGGGUCAGGUCAUUCGAUGUUCCUGACGACGACGAGCACGACCCCACUACCAGUCUGCUACCCACCGAGAUCGACGAUGCUAUUGUCGCACAGCACAACCACUCCCCCUACGACAAGUCCAAGCCCAACAGAGACGGGAAAGGAUAUGAUAUAGGCCAUCCGGACCCUAAGACAGGGCUCCGAGAGUCUCGAUGGACCCGCUUCGCUCGCUCCGUCGCAUACCCGCACGCGGAUUCAGGCGCGGAAGAGAAACGGGUAUCCUUCGAAUGGCUGAAUACUAACCUAGGUGACUAUUCGCAGCCUUGGGGAGUAAGCAGCAAUGGCUCUGACGCGGAGCUUGGCCGGGCAUCAUGGAAAGCGCGAAAACGAAGCUGUGUCAAACGAUUUCAGAUGAAUCUAUUACAGAGUCCUAUAGUACCGCUGAUAUUGCGGGCGACGGUAUGGAUCUUUUCCCUGUGCGCUUUGGCACUGGGUGGCUCUAUAAAUCAUAUGGGACAUCGGGACCGCCAGGUUCAAGGCCCGUCGGCAGUUAUGGCUAUUGUGGUUGAUGCAGUGGCGCUCGUGUACCUGGUGUACAUUACGUACGACGAAUAUACCGGCAAGCCUCUUGGUCUCCGAUCUCCAAAGGCUAAAAUGAGGCUUAUAUUGCUGGAUAUCUUUUUCAUUGUGUUUGACUCGGCUAAUCUCAGCCUUGCUUUCGCGGAACUGGGCGAUUUGCGGGGACCGUGUACCGACGCGGUCAUUAACAAUGAACUCGACGAGAGGAACAGUGCCAUAUGUCAGCGACAAACUGCACUAGCAUCUGUUCUGCUUGUUGCCCUGAUCGCCUGGCUGCUCACAUUCUGUAUAAGUGUGUUCAGGCUGGUCGAGAGGGUCACCAAGUGA